Messenger RNA from Suillus clintonianus, 1931 nucleotides. RefSeq lists its product as uncharacterized. The coding region runs from base 33 to 1598 and encodes 521 amino acids. The record is from RefSeq and is a predicted model, not a curated record. NCBI's taxonomy places the organism in Eukaryota, Fungi, Basidiomycota, Agaricomycetes, Boletales, Suillaceae. The transcript is spliced from 6 exons.
GGCUUGUCUUAUCGGCACACUAUCAGCCCACCAUGCAGUCGUUCAAGUUCAAAGGCAAUAAGCACUCCAGGUCGUCGGAUAGCUCGACUUUACCCCUCAGUAAUUCAGAUACGAGGUCCCCUCCAUCACGAUUCUCGCUUACAAGGCGUUGCACACGUCUUUUGGUGGGACUAAUCUUGGUCUGCCUAUUUUUGUUCUUCUCGCGCACAAAGGCGACCGUACCACCAUCUUGGCUUCAGGACCAGUCUCUCGCCGAAAAGCACUCACUACCGCCGUUGUACGAGGAAUACCAUGACUAUGAACGACACUUGCCCCAGCAUAAUCUUUCAUUGCCUUUCCCAGAGGGGCGUGACGCAAAGUUCUUCUGGGCAGCCAACCAUGUCACCAGUUCAGGAUGGGGAAAUGCCAUGCAGGAGCUUGUGAUGAAUGCCGUGCUGGCUCAUGCAACUAAACGAGCCUUCGUGUUCGAUAAUUUCACAUGGGAACGGAAUGCUCCCGAUUACUCGACGUUUAAUGGUAAACUCAUACCUUCGCGUAUACCCUUGUCAGCUAUCAUCGGUGGCCCCAUAAUAGGCUCGUCGUUUCCGCCUAGGGAUGCUGCCCCUCGUGCUGUCUCUCGGGAGUACUUCAAAGAAGUAUGCCCGAACCCUACCAUCAUCGACAGUUGGGAGGUGAACGAGCAUCUUAGGCUGGACAAUAACGUACCUGCGCUGCAAAUAUUUGACAAGUGGGUGGAGAAAUUGAAUUCGAUCGACGACCCAUGCGUUGAGAUACGACAGGAAUCAUUCCAGCUGUUUGAGAUAUGGCUAUUCGGCUCGAGACGCAUACUUUCAAUCUGGCCUAUCCUAUCCAGGUCGCCUAUCCUCACAGAAUUUUCGUGGUCUCCGCUUGUUCUUCAGGCGUACGCGGAGAACGCUGACUUGUUCGUGCCGACUUCCUCGUUCCGAUUUUUACCCUCGUUCAUGAGCCCUUCCGGUCCGCCACCGCCACCGAUUCCAACGACACUACAUGACGUUCGCCCUCUUCUAACAUCAAAGGAAAUGGAUCCUGUACGCGGGUUACUGGCUCUUCAUAUCCGCCGAGGCGAUUUCGCGGGUCAUUGUUCACAUCUUGCCAACUGGUCUUCAGAUUGGAACGGGUUCAACCAGUUCUCUGCCCUCCCUGACAAGUUCAGAGUACCUACGGACGGUGGGUGGGGCGAGACCACGGAGGCGAACACGAACAUGUACUUUAAAGCGUGUUACCCAACAAUCGAGCAGAUCGUCGAGAAAGUCCGGGAUGUGCUGGCUGAUCAGAGGCGUCUGUAUGGAUCCGCAAAGGAGUUGAAGAGCGUGUAUGUUAUGACGAAUGGAGAUGUGGAGUGGCUGCACCAGCUUAAGGAGGCGCUGAUGCAGGUGAAGAAAUGGAAUGCUGUUGUUACGAGCAAGGAUUUGAAGCUGAACUGGGAGGCGAAGCCUGUCGCACAGGCUGUGGAUAUGUUGAUCGGUCAGCGUGCACAGGUGUUUAUAGGCAACGGGUUUUCCAGCCUGACAUCCAACAUUGUGAUGUUACGCAAGUUGGGGGACCUUCCCCCUGAAGAUACUCGGUUCUGGACAUGAUGGCCUCCCGUUUUCGUUGUGUAAUUUUAUGAUUUGUAAAAGUCACUGACGACUUGUCCCAACCUUUGGGGUCACUUCGCGAACGUCCCGGAGUCGGUAUACACGGAUUAUGUCUGGCUUCCCCACGUCGCUUUUACGCCUUUCACUACAGCACGUUCAUUUUUACAUUAUUGCUCAACUAUACCACUUCUCUAGUUUGUUUGGGGCAACGUUUUUGGGUUAGCCAUGAGGUGGUUAUAAGUUAACGUCAUUAUAAUCACAUAUGUCAGACACGGAUCAAGUCAUAUUUCAAUAAACUUUAGUCAGGCACAUUUGGACCUGUCAUUUGACGAU